AUGGCCUCUCAGAUCUUGCGUUUUUUCGUAUUUUCACCGUAUCCAGCCAAUCUAUCGGUCGAUUUCCAGUCGAUUUCGUGCUCCGCUCGUGCAAUGUCUUUGAUGUUCCUUGAUUGGUGUGCCGAUAUUUCUUCCUGUUUCACCGAUAUACUUCCGCUCACAGUUGCUGCAUUUGAUGAGAUAAACUCGCGAGAAAUUAAGAUUGUCUGUCUUCGCGUGCUGCGUCGGCAAACUGGUGAACAGUGUUUACUUCUUCUUUGUUAUCACCCUGUUAUUCCAUUUCCUUAG
Molecule: messenger RNA, 288 nt
Organism: Protopolystoma xenopodis
Lineage: Eukaryota; Metazoa; Platyhelminthes; Monogenea; Polystomatidea; Polystomatidae
Source: the annotation of a GenBank genome assembly